AUGUUCCAUUCUCAUUCAAUAAAGCAGUUCAAUUAUCGUCAUGUAUUACAAAGAUGUUUUAUUGGUUUUGACCACAAACGAUACUUUCUACUUUGUAUACUUCUUUUGUGUGUUAUCGUGUUAUUUCAUUCCAAUUCUAAUGCAUUCACAACGACGGACAUUCUCGAGAAUGAAGAUAUAUGUUCGCAAUUACUUCAAAUCACACUUCACAGCAACCGAACAUUAUGUAGCGAAAGCGCUGAUCGUCGUGGUAAAAAGCAACGCAUUAUUUCUCUAUCGAUCUUUGGUCCAAAAGAGAACUCGUUGUUUGCUGAUGAUAACUUUUCUCAAUUAAUUACACCACUAAUUCAUGAAGCAACAGUAUUAUUUCCAAAAUGGACAAUACGUUUGUAUGCAGAUGAAUUGACAAUCAGUCGAUUGAAUUUACAAGAUCUGCCGCGUAUAUCAAAGAAUAUUGAUAUAUGUAAUGUUAAUCAAAUACCAGUAUUAGGUGAUGUGGAUGCAUAUUUAUCGGGAAAAUUGUGGCGAUUUCUUCCAGCACUCGAUCCAACAGUUGAAUUUGUCUCAUCGCGUGAUCUGGAUUCACCAUUAACACAUCGUGAACAGAUAGUCAUUGAAGAGUUUAUCAAUUCACCAUAUUUAUUUCUAACAAUGCGUGAUCAUCCAUUACACAACGUUCCAGUCCUCGGUGGUCUAUGGACGGCUGCACUGAAUCGAAAUCGUCUUUUAUUUCUUCGUUUAUUCAGUAUUCUACUGGAUCGAACUCGUGUUCAACAAUAUAUUCUCAAAAAAGAUCAAAACUUGUUAGAAGAAUUAGUAUGGCCCAAAGACAUGUACGCGCUUUUCCCAGUCAACGACCAGCACGAGAUUGUCAUACCAUGUCCACAGCAAUGUCGACCGAAAUAUCAUCCCGACUGGACUUAUUGUUGA
Adineta ricciae is the source of this 930-nucleotide messenger RNA. The record is from the annotation of a GenBank genome assembly. Lineage: Eukaryota; Metazoa; Rotifera; Eurotatoria; Adinetida; Adinetidae.